Molecule: messenger RNA, 4834 nt
Organism: Scomber japonicus (chub mackerel)
Lineage: Eukaryota; Metazoa; Chordata; Actinopteri; Scombriformes; Scombridae
Gene: anln
Product: anillin, actin binding protein
Exons: 23
Coding region: 138-3599 (1153 amino acids)
Biological process (GO): septin ring organization; mitotic cytokinesis; actomyosin contractile ring assembly
Cellular component (GO): actomyosin contractile ring
Source: RefSeq, a predicted model, not a curated record
GCAGAGGAGAGAGAAGAGAGGCUGGGAGUCGCUCAGCUUAUCUCAACGCGUCCUGUUUAUGUACACACAGUAGUGUACUAGGCUUUUAAAAUACACAGUUAUUAAAAUAUUGCUCGAAUAGGGAGAAGAUAUCCGGAAUGGAUCCAUUUACCGAGAAACUGCUGGAGCGGACCCGCGCUCGCAGAGAAAACCUGCAGAAGAAGAUGGCAGAGAGACCGAACGCUGCAAACAGACAGAUGGUCAAAAGACCCAGAGAGCCACUGGCUGACACCAACAGUGUGAUCAGUGAGCCAGUUGUUGAUAAAGUCCCACAGGUGUCCUCCAAGCCUUCCCCCUCCAAGCGCAGUCGCUCAGGAGAAAAUCUCCAGCCCACGGCCAGCGAGGAGAACCAGGAGCCAGCGAUGACCCGAUCUGCAGCCUCUGUCAACCCAGAUCCACCCACAAACAAGAAACCCCCAGUGGGGCCCGCCAGCAUCCGGUCCAGCUCCUCCCUGGAGAAGACCGCUACCCGGCCUGUUGUCCAGUCUCAGCCAGAGCAGCCGAAAACUGUCCAACCAGAGCCAGAGAAGAUGUCAGUCACCCCUUCUCUGAAUAGCAGGGAGGUGGAGAUGGUGUCUGCCAGUCCAGCUCCACAGAGGAACAAGGAGGAACCAGUGGAAGAUUCAACUCCAUCUACUGCUGGCAUGAAAUCUCGUUUUCAGAGACUCGCUGAGCAGAGAAAGGUUUGGGAUGGCACCUCUGAAGUUCCAGACAGCACUCCACUGCCCAUGUUGAAUAGACAAGCUGAUGUCCCACCUGCCGCCGUCCCCGCUGCGUCCUCAGGAGGUCCAGUGGGGAGGAGAGGCAGGCUGGCCAACCUCGCCGCCACCAUCGGAUCCUGGGAGGACGACUUAAGCCACGCCAACAUUCCCAAACAGACACAAGAGAAGCCGGCUACACCAUCUGUUUCCAGGUUCGCCAACAGAGACACCAGCGUGACCGCCAGCACUAAACCAAGUGCUGCAGGUCAUGUGACGGCCAGCUCAGCCACAAGCAGCAAGACCACAAUCACCUCCAAACAGCAGGCAGUGUGUUCUCCAGUGAAGUCAAGCCAUGUGGUUCCCCCAAGUCCUCAGAAGGCUGAAACCCCUGCUGCCAGACCAGCACUUCAGUCAGUCCCAAGUCCUCAGAAGAGUUCCGUCCAGAGAACCGCCUACCCACCCAGUCCCCUGAAAACCCCCUCCUCCAGCACAACAUCAGUGCCUCAAAGCCCCCUGAAGAAUCAGGCUCUGUCCAGGGGUCUCAACCCCUCCAGUCCUCAGAAGCCAGAACUCCGUGCAAAGCCCACCAUUGCUGGCCCCUCUGUCCCACAGGAAAGAGCCACUCCUGGAGCUCCUAGUGUAAAGUCUUUCUUGGAGCGGUUUGGAGAGAGGUGCCAGGAGCGAUCAAACCACAGCUCCCCAGCAGGGGCCACCCCCCAGGCAAAGACCCCCACUGUGACUCCAUCAGUCACACCAAACACCAGACUGAUGCAGGAGAGACUCAAAGCUACCCAAGCUGCAAAAACCACCACUGCUGAUCUCACCCAGAAACAGAAGCUGGAGCGUGAGUCCGAACUGGCUCAGAUUCGCAGUCGUUUCCAGAAGGGCAACAAUACGUGGAAAAACGAUGAAGCAGCAGAAAGCAAGAAAAUCACAGACAUCAAGGAACAGCUGGACAAGCCUGUGGAGGAGGAAGUUGCCCCAUGUGAGCGACUGGAUGAACCCACAGCACCCUCUAGUGACAGUACUGAUACACCCAUCAAGUGCGCCCCUCCAGCAGGUCAUGGGUUGGUGCUGUCACCUCCAGCCUCCACAUCCAGCCCUCUGAGAGUGGCGGCCCCCACAGAAAAGAAAGCAACAGAUGAAACCCAAAAAGAAGAAGAGGAGAAAGAGGUCGUCAAGGAGAUCGAGAUGAGUGUCGAUCAGUCCAUCAACUCGGCCGUUAUCAACGAGCUGUUCGACGGAGUCCUGGAGCAGAGCGACGACGAAGAUGACGACGAAGAGGAGGAAGAUGCCUUGAAUAUCUCCUCCAUGUCCAUCCUCACUCCUCUGGUGGAGACUGUUGCUUCUGUGGUGAAGAGUCCAGAGAGGAGAAUGAUGACAUCAACUCCAGCUAGCUCAUUCAUUGUGAAGAACACUCCAGACAAUGUCUCCAAACCUGGAAAGUUCCAGAGAACCAACAUGAUACGCACCGCCUCUGUUGACAGUGUUGAGGCUUUAGGAGAGGACCAUAAACUGCCUUACAGCAUUGAUGCAUACAGAUCCACCAGAGUGAAGGAGACUGAGAGACCCAGUAUCAAACAGGUGAUCGUGAGAAAAGAGGAUGUUUCUCACAGAGCAGAGGAACCACAAGGCUCCAGUCUGUUCAGCAUCAAACAGAAGAUGAAGAUUCUGGCCAAUGAGAUGAACCUGCAGCAGACAGUGAUCCACCAGGCCAGUCAGGCACUCAACUGCUGCACAGAUGAAGAGCACGGCAAGGGAUCACAGGUGGAGGCUGAGGCUGAGAGACUGCUGCUCAUAGCAACGGAGAGGAGGGAGGCACUGAAGUCAGAGCUGGACCGUCUGAAAGGAGAGGGUCCUGCAGGCCAGAAAAAGACCCCCGCUGCUCCAGAAGCCUCUGCUUCCAAGGGCUCCAUCACCCUGCAGGAGCUACGCCUGCCUCUCAAGGCAGACUUUGUUUGCUCCACUGCCAACAAGCCAGAGUCCACCAAACAUUCCUUCUUCAUCAUGAUUCGGGCUGGAGCAGAGAACACUGUGGCCACUCCGUUAGCGAGCACACACCGCGGCCUCAGUGGAGACACACUCACCUUCCCUACCAAGUUCACCAUAACUGAUGUCUCCAGUGACUUUGCCAUAGACAUUGAAGUGUAUUGCCUGGUGCAGAAGCGUGAGAUCUGCAAUGACAAGAAGAAGAAACCCAACAAGUCAAAGGCUAUCACUCCAAAGAGAUUCCUCGCCAUUACAAAAAGUGGCCAAACACCAGUUGUGGCCAGUCCAGGAGGCCCCAACGCUAUUCGCACCAGUCACUUUGUCCAGGUCGGAUCUCACAAGCUCACUCUAUCUUCCAUUGGGAAAAACAAAUUUCCUCUGGAGAAGGUGCCAUUCUUGUGCCCUCUGGAGGGCCACAUCUACCUCAAGAUGCAGUGUGAAGUCGGCUCCAAGGUGGAGGAGAGAGGCUUCCUGACGAUGUUUGAAGAUGUAAGUGGAUUUGGCGCCUGGCACAGGAGGUGGUGCGUCUUAUCAGGAUACUACAUCUCCUACUGGACUUACCCAGAUGAUGAGAAGAGAAAGAAGCCCAUUGGGUGCAUCAACCUGGCCAACUGCACCAGUAAGAAGGUGGAACCAGCCAACAGAGAGUUUUGCGCCCGACCAAACACAUUUGAGCUCAUCACAGUCAGACCACAAAGAGAGGACGACAAAGAGACACUAGUCAGUCAGUGCCAGAAUACCAUGUGUGUCACCAAAAACUGGCUGAGUGCUGACACUAAGGACGAGAGGAAUUUGUGGAUGAAGAAAUUGAACCAGAUCGUGGUGGAUCUGCGUAUGUGGCAACCAGAUGCCUGUUACAGGCCAUUGUAAUCACCACACUCUGUCACAAGAAGCCCUUCUCUCUUUUGGACUUCCGAUACCAGAGACUAAUGCAAUCACAAAGUGCAAUAUAGUAUGAGAAUUGUUAAAUAAUUUGCUUGUGGAUAUUUCACAGGACAAUAAGUAAUCAAACACAUAAGUUAUAGAUCUGAGGAAAGUUAAUAAAGCCAUACAUUUGAAACAUUUCAGUUCAGUAUUUUGCGCAGGGCUGGGGUCCUGGCACUAUAUUUUAUACAUGAGUAAACAUGGAUUGCCACAUUUUUUAUGUUAAUACUGAUAUUUAGUGUGCUUGCCACAGAAUGCAUGGCUUUAAAUUAUUUGGUUCCAAUGCUGAAACCAAUAUGUCUAAAGUAUAGAUGAAUACUAAUUUGAGGCAACACAGUUUUAUCACUGAAUGAAUGCUCUACAUUUUAUCAAGCAUGAUAGCACAGAACAGUACUGAUACUUUUGGUAAGUUUUUACUUUAUAUAUAUAUAAGAUUUUACAACUAUUGGCAUGGUUUUUUGUCAGUGCCAUGCACAGGUUUUGAUACAACAGCUUUGGACAUAUAUUUGUUUUUAUUUGUUGUUUAAGUAAUUUUUUCAAUGUUGAACUUUUGGCUAACUGCUACAUACUCCAUAAUACAGCCCAAAUGAUACUAGAGUUUAGUAGCUGAUAUACAGAGUUUUAAAAAUGUUGUAAUUGUAUAUUGACCAGCAUAUGUACAAAGUGGGACAUUUUGCCACAUAAAAAUAAACUUGUCAGUGCUCUGAUGGAAAAACUGUUAUAGCAACACUGUAAAUUACUGCAAACAUCAUUACAGAAUUUGUUAUUACGGUACUUCUUCAGCUCUAAGAUAUCGGUCAGACUCCAGGCCAUAUCGGAUGUUCCUGACGUUGGAAGAAAAAUGGCUUCUCACAAUGGAAGCCGCUUUGCUUCAAUAUCAUAUUUGCUUUUUCAGAACAUCUUAGACUAUAUAUUUUAGUGAGGGAGUGCUCAAGAAUACCCGUCUUGGUAAAUGUUUUUUCAGACUGUAAAAUUGUAACUUGUAUCAAAGUAAAAGAUAAAGCUUUUUCACCAUGAACACACACUUCCAAAAUUACACUUUCUUCUUUCUGAAUAUCUUUUACAUCCAUUUUCAUUAUGAAGCAUAUAAGACAGUUUAAGAUAUAAGUGCUUUCAUCGCAUACAACAGUUUUCAGUUUGUCAGGUAUUUGUGGAUCAAUGAGACUUUAAUAAAUGCCUGC